Molecule: messenger RNA, 831 nt
Organism: Closterium sp. Naga37s-1
Lineage: Eukaryota; Viridiplantae; Streptophyta; Zygnematophyceae; Desmidiales; Closteriaceae
Source: the annotation of a GenBank genome assembly
AUGGGAAGCGUUACGGAAUCUGGAGCCGCUCAUGCAGCAGUUCUGUCAGGGCGAGUGGGGCAAGGGCCGCUGUUGGCUGCUGUGAGCGACGAUGACGAGGACACCAUCGUGUCUCUGUUUGAGAACGCAACGGCGUCAGUAGUGUCUAUUAUGAAUGUGGAAGUGAAUGGCAGCGGCAAGGGAAAGGGAGGAGCUGGAGAGGAGGUCAUGGAAGGAAUCGGCUCCGGUUUUGUCUGGGAUGAUUACGGUCACAUAGUCACCAACUACCAUGUGGUUGCCAAGCUGGCGACUGACACUUCUGGGCGGCAAGCUUGCAGGGUGUCUCUUCUUACCCCAUCAGGCGCCAUGCAGACGUAUGCAGCUACUCUUGUUGGCACCGACCCAUCCAGAGACCUUGCUGUGCUCAAAGUAGACUUAUCUCAGCCUGUACCAGCAGCAGCGGAUGCAGAUGCAGCAGCAGGCGGUGUAGUAGCAGUAGCAGCACCAGCAGCACCGACCCUGUACCCCAUUCCUGUGGGCUCGUCGUCCGACCUGAGGGUGGGCCAGAGCUGCUUCGCCAUUGGCAAUCCCUAUGGCCUGCAGCACACACUCACUGCUGGGGUCAUCAGCGGGCUAGGCAGGGAGAUUCCGGCACCAACAGGUGCUGCCAUCAGGGGAGCGAUUCAAACCGACACGGCAAUCAAUGCAGGUAACUCUGGUGGCCCUCUGCUUGACUCCUUCGGACGAAUCAUCGGAGUAAAUACUGCAACUUUCACUCGAUCAGUUGACACGGUCAGGAGAGUGGUGCCCCGACUUAUUGUCUAUGGUGCUCCUAGACCACCAGCUGUGUAG